AUGGAAUGUAUCUCUACAGCUAAGUUCUCUUUAUCGAUUAAUGGUUCGUUACAUGGAUACUUUAAGGGAGCUAGAGGAUUGAGGCAAGGAGAUUCAUUGUCUCCUUAUUUGUUUGUGCUUGGAAUGGAAUAUCUAUCCAGGAAACUCAAAACCCUCAGUACUAAAAAUAUGUUCAAGUAUCAUCCAAAAUGUGUUAGGAUGGGGAUUACACACUUGAUUUUCGCUGAUGAUUUGUUACUCUUCUGUAGAGCUGACAUGGAUUCAAUUGCUAAAAUAAAAAACUAUCUACAGGAAUUCAGUAGAGUUUCUGGGUUGGAGGCUAACUCUUGCAAAAGCUCUGUUCUCUUGAGUGGGGUUGAAGAUAAUACAAAGGCACAAAUAUGUUCAUACUUAAACUUCCCUGAGGGUUCUUUGCCUAUGAGAUAUUUAGGAUCACCCUUAGUUUCAAAAAGGCUUUCUUUUCUGGACUGUUCAUCUCUGAUCUCAAAAAUAUCAGACCAACUUCAAAACUGGCAAUGCAGGAAAAAAUUAUCUUAUGCUGGGAGAAUCCAACUAAUUAAGACUGUUAUAUUGGGGAUUCAAAUACAUUGGACAAGUAAUUAUAUUUUGCCAAUUAAGGUGCUGGAGAAAAUUGAUAUGUUAUGUUCUGCUUUCUUGUGUGGGAGCAAAAUCCACCUUGUCUCCUGGGCAGAGGUUUGUAACGCUAAAAAGUUAGGAGGAUUGGGUCUAUACUCUGCUAAAAUGUGGAAUUAUGCUGCUGCUAUCAAAAUGAUAUGGAUGAUUCACUCUAAAAAGGAUCUCUUGUCGAUAAAAUGGGUACAUGGACAUUACUUAAAGCAUCAGGAUAUCUGGCAAGUGCAACCAAAGAGAAAUGAUUCUUGGAUGUGGAGACAAGUUCUAAAGGUGAGGGAAAUGGCAAUAAGCAGAUUUGGGAAUGUGAACAAUCUUUUUAGAAUCAUUGCUAACUGUCACAAUAAUGGUAGAAUGAAAAUUUCAUUAGUCUACAAUGCUAUUUCUCAAUUCAUAGUUUUUACUCCCUGGGUGAAUAUAGUGUGGGGAGGCUUACAUUACCCCAAGCAUUCAGCAAUCUUAUGGCUUGCAGUCCUAUCGAGGCUUCUGACCAAAGACUGGUUGUGUAGUAUGGGUAUGUUAGACAUUAAUCAAUGUAUUCUAUGUGCUGAUAUUGGUAAUCAUCUAGAGUCCAGAAAUCACUUGUUUUUUUAUUACCGAUACUCUUCUUAUGUCUGGAACAAACUGAUGGCAUGGUUAGAGCUUUCAUGGAGGUCUUGUAGUUGGGAUCAUGUUUUAGGAUGGUACAACAAUAAUUUGAGGGGUGUUGGGUUUAUGAAGAAGCUAAAAAGAAUGGUAUUGUCUGGGACUGUCUACUGGAUAUGGAAGGAAAGAAAUAUGAGGAUUUUUCAGCAAAAAACCCGUAGUCCUGAUCAACUGGUCAGAGAAGUGAAGAUUUCUUUGCUCUUAAAAGUUCUAAAUGAAGAUAUUCCUGAACACUUGAGAGAUAAAAUAGGGAAAUUGUAA
Asparagus officinalis (garden asparagus) is the source of this 1536-nucleotide messenger RNA. RefSeq lists its product as uncharacterized. The coding region runs from base 1 to 1536 and encodes 511 amino acids. The transcript has a single exon. NCBI's taxonomy places the organism in Eukaryota, Viridiplantae, Streptophyta, Magnoliopsida, Asparagales, Asparagaceae. The record is from RefSeq and is a predicted model, not a curated record.